CGAUGUAAAAGCAGAAGUCGCUGAAACUUUGCCAGUUUCAAUCCGGGUAUUUUCGUGCGGUUGUAAGGAUUCAGUGCUUGUGUUUGUAUACAAUUAAUCGACAUGGCGGUUCAAAUGCAGCCCAGUUUUAUUCUCCCCGAGAAGUUUGAAAAGCUCAAAUUUACUGAUUUUGUGUCCGUCGAUUCAGUCUCCACCCCCUCGACACCUUCCACCCCUUGUAGUCCUCCUGUCGAUCCCUUCAGUAUCGAAGUGAUCACAGCGGAUGACAGGGAGGAAGUCCUGAGGUUCUUGAGGACUUUUUUCAUCCGGGACGAGCCCUUGAACCACAGUAUUGGACUUCUGGACGGCAAGGAAACCUGUGCGGAGCUUGAGUCGUAUUCCAUCAAAGAUUUGGACAGUGGACUUAAUCUAAAAGCGGUUUCCAAUGGGAAAAUAAUCGGGGUUUGUCUCAACGGUAUCUUGAACCGGGGAUAUUUGAACGAGAUUGAAGAAGCGAACUGCGAUGAUAAGAAGUUUGAGAAAAUUUUGAGGCUCCUCGACCAUGUUGCAGUCGAGUCAAACAUUUUCUCGCAUUUUCCCGACGUGGAUAAAGCCAUGACUGUGAAAAUCCUCUCUGUGGAUAGUUCGCUGCGAGGCCGAGGGAUUGCAAAGGACCUGAUGAAUAGGACUAGAGACCUUGCCCGAGAACUGGGUUGUGGUAUAAUGACCGCUGAUUGCACGAGUCAUUUCACAGCAAGGGCUUUGAAGAAACUAGGAUUUGAAUGCAUUUACUCUCUAAAUUACAAAGACUACAAAGUUAAUGGCGAAGUCGUGUUUACUCCAGAGACACCCCAUGCCGCCGUUACCGUCUAUACUCAAAGAAUUGUGUAAUCGUGGCACAAGUUGCACUUUUGGUUUCCCAAAGUCGCACAAUUUGCUUGGUGUCUGUGCUUGUGGAACAUUUUUUUUUUUAACACAUUCCCUCUGGAAAUUUAAGUUUUAAGACAAUUAAUUAUCUAACAAAUGUGGAUAAUUGUUCUUUUUUGAUGUAUUCGUUUUGGAAUACGUGGUUUAGGUUUUAUUUGAUUUGAGAAGCUACAAUGUUUGUUUAAAUAUUUACAUGGAUUUUACUCAUUGAUGUAUUAUGUAAAAAAGUUUUUAAAUAAAUAAAACGUCUUUUAUUCUUCUCUUCA
Tribolium madens (black flour beetle) is the source of this 1172-nucleotide messenger RNA. RefSeq names its product arylalkylamine N-acetyltransferase 1-like (gene Dat). Bases 103 to 870 code for a protein of 255 amino acids. The transcript has 3 exons. Gene Ontology annotation, molecular function: N-acetyltransferase activity. Lineage: Eukaryota; Metazoa; Arthropoda; Insecta; Coleoptera; Tenebrionidae. The record is from RefSeq and is a predicted model, not a curated record.